This is a messenger RNA of Raphanus sativus (radish), 660 nucleotides long. RefSeq lists its product as uncharacterized. Bases 89 to 427 code for a protein of 112 amino acids. The record is from RefSeq and is a predicted model, not a curated record. The transcript has a single exon. Lineage: Eukaryota; Viridiplantae; Streptophyta; Magnoliopsida; Brassicales; Brassicaceae.
UUGUAUCUAUAAACACAUAAAUAAGAAGCUGAAUUUCACAACUUGUCACUAAAUUAGAGGAUCUGCGUCCCAAGGAAGAUUCACAACAAUGAAGAAGAGACUGAAUUUGAAGCAAUUUCUGGUGACUCUCUCUGAUGCAUGUUUGUGCAUAAAUCAUGUUGAGAGUAACGAGAUUCAAGAUACUAGCACAGACAUCAAGGAAGGAGUUAUAUGUCCCGAGGAUGAAUCGGUGUUCGUAGACAAAGCUAACGUAGAAGGAAGAAGAAUCAAAGUGGUGAUAACUAGGAAACAGCUGGAUCUCUUGUUGGCGAAGCAAGUUUCAUUAGAGCAGUUGGGUUUUGUGAACGAGAGAAUAUUUCUCAGAUCUUUUAGGAAAAAUAAGUGGAAACCAUUGCUCGAGUCUAUCCAUGAAACACCUGAAUUGUAAGGAUUGGGUGUUUAGUUUUUUUUAACACCUGAACCGAUGAUGAUGAUAUUUGUAAAUAUAUGUUUGUAAAUGACUUGUAGUGUACGCAUCAUAAAGUCAUCUUGUACGUCGGUGUUGUUUUUAGUAAAAAGAAAGUUUUCAGUAAUAGGCGAGCAGGGGAAAACAGAGCAAGACAGACGAGUCCUUUCUCGGUUUGGUCCAAAUAUCCAAUGAUUGAUAGAUUCAUUUGCCUU